This is a messenger RNA of Zea mays, 1738 nucleotides long. RefSeq names its product AAA-ATPase ASD mitochondrial. Gene Ontology annotation, molecular function: ATP binding; ATP hydrolysis activity. The transcript has 2 exons. NCBI's taxonomy places the organism in Eukaryota, Viridiplantae, Streptophyta, Magnoliopsida, Poales, Poaceae. Bases 80 to 1618 code for a protein of 512 amino acids. The record is from RefSeq and is a predicted model, not a curated record.
GAGACUGUACUGUAGGCUGCCGGUAGCCAAUGCAAGAAACUUGGAAGCACGCACUGAGCGCAGCAUACAAAGUUGAGAGAUGGAUGUGGUCUCGUGGUUUAGCCAGGUCUCGGUGGUGGUAGGCGUUCUGGCCGUGUGCUGGACCGUGGUAUGGCAGAACCUGCAGCACAUCCACCUGCAGCAGUUCUUCGCGCGCAGCUUCAACCGUCGCGCGCGGCGGCUCGCCGCGGUGGUCGACCCUUACCUGUCGGUGACCUUCGAGGAGUACGAGGGCGGGCGCAUCAAGAGCAGCGACGCCUUCGACGAGAUCAAGUCCUACCUCACCACGGCGAGCACGCGCGACGUGCGCCACCUCAGGGCCGAGUCUGGCGGCGGCGGCCGCCGGGACGCCGCCGCCACCGACAGGGACAAGCUCGUGUUCAGCAUGGCCAAGGGCGAGGAGGUCGCCGACACAUUCCGGGGCGCCAUGGUCUGGUGGUCGGCCGCCGGCGUGCCGCCGCCCAGUGACACCGUGCCGUGGAGCCGUGCCUCACGCGCCGAGCGCCGGUUCUUCCGGCUCGAGUUCCACGAGGGCCACCGCGACCUGGUGCUCAACGAGUACCUCCCGUACGUGCGCAGGCAGGGCCGCGCCGUCAUGGCCAAGAACCGCCAGCGAAGACUCUACACGAACAUCCUCAGGGAAGGCUUUGACGACGGUUUCUACCGAGACGUUUGGACGCAUGUCCCGUUCGAGCACCCCAAGACGUUCGACAAGCUGGCCAUGGACCCGGCGAAGAAGAAGGACGUCAUCGACGACCUCGACAUGUUCAAGCAGAGCAAGGACUACUACAACCGCGUGGGGAAGCCGUGGAAGCGGGGGUAUCUCCUGUACGGGCCGCCGGGCACCGGCAAGUCCACCAUGGUCGCCGCGAUGGCCAACCACCUCGGGUACGACGUCUACGACUUCGAGCUCACGUCGGUGAAGACCAACACCGACCUCCGGAAGCUGCUCAUAGAGACCAAGAGCAAGUCCAUCAUGGUGUUCGAGGACAUCGACUGCUCGCUCCAAGUGACCGGCAAGCGCAAAAGCAAGGAGGAGGAGGAGGGUUCGAAAGACGGGAACGGGGACGACCCUUAUGCGGCGAAACAGAAGGAGGAGGAGGAGGACGCCAAGAGCAGCAGCAAGGUCACUCUGUCGGGCCUGCUCAACUUCAUCGACGGCAUCUGGUCGGCGUGCGGCGAGGAGCGGCUCGUCGUGUUCACCACCAACCACGUCGACAAGCUGGACCCGGCGCUGAUCCGGACGGGGCGGAUGGACAAAAAGAUCGAGAUGUCCUACUGCGACUUCGAGUCCUUCAAGUUCCUGGCCCGGAUGCACCUCCGCGACGACGUCGUCGAGGCACACGGGGCGCAGUGCGACCGUGUUAGGGCUUUGCUCCAGGAAGUGAACAUGGUGCCCGUCGACGUCGGCGAGCACCUCACGCCCAGGAGCCCCGACGAAUUCGAAGACGCUGGACCGUGCCUCGCGAGGCUGGUCACCGCGUUGGAGAAGGCCAAGAAGGAGGCUGCUAUACUACCGAAGCCACAGGCCCAACCGGAUGUCAGCGGCAUCGUUGUGGACGAUGAUAGUAAUAACUAGGGUCCGCUAGGGCUACUCCGAUGACCCCACCAUGUUGGUUCGAGCUGUUUACCUUUCUACAGUGCAUAUACACUUGUAAUAAUGUUAUUAUAUAUAAAUAAAGUAUAUUUGCUGUACCCA